Pocillopora verrucosa is the source of this 401-nucleotide messenger RNA. RefSeq names its product ubiquitin-fold modifier 1. Gene Ontology annotation, biological process: protein K69-linked ufmylation. NCBI's taxonomy places the organism in Eukaryota, Metazoa, Cnidaria, Anthozoa, Scleractinia, Pocilloporidae. Gene Ontology annotation, cellular component: nucleus; cytoplasm. The record is from RefSeq and is a predicted model, not a curated record.
CCUCUUUUGAACACCUGCGAUGACCGCCUGAUCUUUUCUCCACUUGAAUUUUGCGUAGAAACACAAGUUACAUAUCGAAAUGUCGAAAGUAACCUUCAAAAUUACUUUAACUUCUGAUCCGAAAUUACCAUUCAAAGUACUUAGUGUUCCAGAGGAAACGCCAUUUACAGCAGUCUUAAAAUUCGCCGCCGAAGAAUUCAAGGUUCCUCCUGCUACCAGUGCAAUUAUUACAAACGAUGGCAUUGGCAUAAAUCCAUCACAAAGUGCAGGAAAUGUGUUUUUAAAACAUGGAUCAGACCUGAGAAUUAUUCCAAGAGACAGAGUGGGAAGCAGGCUCAUAACAUAGGAGAUGACACUGUAUUUAGACUUAAAAAUAACCUGAAUAAAAUACAUUUUACCCA